Periophthalmus magnuspinnatus is the source of this 6495-nucleotide messenger RNA. RefSeq names its product receptor-type tyrosine-protein phosphatase mu-like. Gene Ontology annotation, cellular component: membrane. NCBI's taxonomy places the organism in Eukaryota, Metazoa, Chordata, Actinopteri, Gobiiformes, Gobiidae. Bases 127 to 4551 code for a protein of 1474 amino acids. The transcript is spliced from 37 exons. Gene Ontology annotation, molecular function: protein tyrosine phosphatase activity; protein binding. Gene Ontology annotation, biological process: protein dephosphorylation. The record is from RefSeq and is a predicted model, not a curated record.
ACUCGGAGCGGCGCGAGGAGAAGGAGGAGACCGUGAGAGAGGCGCGGAGAACCGGGAGCCAGAACCGCCGACACCCGGGGACUUUUCGGCACUUUUCGGUUCCUCUUCGGGGGAACUGCGCGCGCCAUGGAGCGCUCGGGAACUUUACUUUUAUUCCUCACGCACGCGCUCAUGGGACUGCUGACGGGCACGCGCGCGGACAGCUUCAAAGCGUGCCUGGUGGGUCAGGGCCCAGACUGUCGGAUCUCUCAGUCCAGAGACGAUGACUUCGACUGGGAUCAGGGCGAGAGCCGCAGCCCCUCCGGCCCCUGGGUCCCCUCAGGCUCCGCCCCCUUCCUGGUGGCCAACACUUCGGGCCGUCUGAUUGGUCAGAGAGCUCAGGUGCUGUUACCUGUGCUGAAGGAGAAUGACACCCACUGCAUCAGCUUCAACUACUACAGUACUACUACUAUGAAUGUAUACGUCACAGAGAACUCCAGUCCUGUGGGGAUCCCUGUGUUUAACUCGUCUGGACCAUCCUUUCACUCCUGGAAACCUCUGGAGCUUGCCGUCUCCACCUUCUGGCCAAACUACUACCAGGUGAUCCUGGAGGCAGUGAGCGGAGGGCAGAGAGGAGUUGUGGCUCUGAAAGACAUUACUCUGCAAGGACACCAAUGCAUGGGCACACCUCACUUUCUGCACAUUAAAGGAGUGGAGGUGAACGCAGGACAAACCGCCACGUUUCAGUGUACAGUCAACGGGAGACCCCAGCCCCAAGUACAGCUCUAUCUGCAGGGCUCUGGGGGGCGCUGGGCCUCUGCAUCUCAGAUUAAACCGAUAAAUUCUCGGCGAUUUUUGGCGAGUUUCGACGUCUUGAACACGACUAAAGCAGACUCCGGGACGUAUCGCUGCCUCGGCCAAUCAGAGCGGGGUGUGGGCGUAUCCUCCUACGCCGAACUCACCGUCAAACAGCCGCCCGUACCCAUCGCACCCCCUCAGCUCACGGCCGUCGGCGCCACCUACCUGUGGAUCCAGCUCAACGCCAACUCCAUCAACGGAGACGGGCCGAUCAUAGAGAGGGAGGUUCAGUACAGCACAGUGGGCGGCUCGCUCAUUGACACUACUCCUGUGGACAAACCCACUCAUAAAAUUGGACACUUGGACCCCGACACAGAGUACGAGAUCUCUGUGCUCCUCACACGACCACUAGAGGGCGGCACAGGGAGCCCGGGACCCGCCCUCAGGGCCAGGACCAAGUGUGCAGACCCGAUGCACGGCCCUCGGAGACUACGCUUGGUCGAGGUUCAGUCCAAGGAGGUCACCAUUCACUGGGAGCAGUUUGGGUACAACGUCACACGAUGCCACUCCUACAACCUGACCCUGCAGUACCACUACAGGCCCACAGGCGGCGCACACAGAGAGGUAGUGAAGGAGGAGGAGCGGGAGCAGCUGGUCUCUGAUUCGCUGAGCUCUCUGCCGCAGUACACCCUCCGUAACCUUCCACCGUUCACCAACAUCAGCCUAAAACUAGUCCUGAGCAACCCCGAGGGACGCAAGGAGAGUGAAGAGCUGAGGGUGCACACGGACCAGGACGUCCCUGGAGCAGUGCCUCUGGACUCCAUCGUGGGCAGCAGCUAUGAGCAGCACAUCAGUCUGAGCUGGAGAGAGCCCACGCACAAGUACGGGAUUAUACGGCAAUAUGAGAUCUCAUAUAAGGCCCUGAGCUCCUUUGACACCGAGUUUGAUCUGACCAAUCAGAGUGGGCGUGUGUUCAAAUCGGCCAAUGAGACAAGCCACCUGUUCACGGGGCUGUUUCCUGGCUCCACCUACUCCUUCACAAUAAGAGCCUCCACAAUAAAAGGCUUCGGAGCGCCGGCCACAACGCAGGUCACCACCAGGAUCUCAGCUCCUCAGAUGCCGGCGUAUGAUCAGGAGUCUCCUCUGAACCAGACCGAGUCCACAGUCACAGUCCUGCUGAGACCAGCCCAGAGCAGAGGGGCUCCAGUCAGUAAGUACCAGGUGGUGGUGGAGGAGGAGCGCCCCCGCAGGCAGAGGAGAGGCAGUGCAGAGAUCCUGCGCUGUUACCCGAUCCCCAUCCACUUCAGUAAUGCCUCCUCCCUCAACUCUCAGUACUACUUCAGUGCUGAGCUGAACCGGGCCGAACUGAGCCACAACACACCCUUCUGCAUCGGAGAUAAUCGGACGUAUAAUGGAUACUGGAACGUCCCUCUGCUCCCACACAAGAGCUACGGCAUUUACUACCAGGCUGUCAGUACUGCCAAUGGGGAGACAAAGAUCGACUGUGUGCGAGUGGCCACUAAAGCGGCCAUAAUCGUCACUCAGCUCACGACGCCGUACGUUCGAGCGGCUCCGGCCUCCGGCGACAAGCAGCUGCCAGGAGCAGUGACCCGCAGACCAGAGCCCGAGCACGAGACGCCCUCUGACCACACAGUGAAGAUCGCCGGAGCCAUCGCUGCCGUCCUCCUCUUCAUCAUCAUCUCCCUCGGAGUGGUGCUGCUCAUGAACAAGAGGAAACUGUCUCAGAAGAGAAAAGAAACACUGAGCUCCAGACAAGAGAUGACCCUGAUGGUGAACAGCUCGCACACACUCCCCACCACCAGCAGUGAAGGACACACGCUCAACGGGAGAGGCCUUUCGUCUCCUUCAUCUUUCACUCUGAAGUCCAACACCAUGAGCUCCAUCCCCAACUCCUACUACACAGACCCUUUCGUCCCGACGGCCAUUUUAGAUGACUCUCACACUCAGAGUGAGACCUCGUCCUUGGUCCAGGCUCAUUACAAACAGAGAGACCAGGACCAGACCCUGUACCAGACCGGGACUAUCCACCCAGCGAUCCGUGUGGCUGAUCUGCUGCAGCACAUCACGCAGAUGAAGUGUGCAGAGGGCUAUGGCUUCAAGGAGGAGUACGAGAGUUUCUUCGAGGGUCAGUCUGCUCCCUGGGACUCAGCCAAAAAGGACGAGAACCGAAUGAAGAAUCGCUACGGCAACAUCAUUGCCUACGAUCACUCCAGAGUCCGGCUCCAGUCCCAGGAUGGAGACGGGUCGGACUACAUCAACGCCAACUACGUCGACGGCUACCACCGACCCAACCACUACAUCGCCACACAAGGUCCAAUGCAGGAGACCGUGUAUGAUUUCUGGAGGAUGGUAUGGCAGGAGAACACAGCCGCCAUCGUCAUGGUGACAAACCUGGUGGAGGUGGGACGGGUGAAGUGCUGUAAGUACUGGCCUGAUGACACAGAGAUCUACGGAGACAUGAAGGUGACUCUGAUCGAGACCGAGCUUCUCUCUGAAUACGUGAUCAGGACCUUCGCCGUGGAGAAGAGGGGCGUGGCAGAGAUCCGGGAGAUCCGUCAGUUCCAUUUCACGGGUUGGCCCGACCACGGCGUCCCGCUCCACGCCACCGGCCUCCUGGGCUUCAUCAGGAGGGUCAAGACCAAAACUCCGCCCACCGCCGGCCCCACUGUGGUGCACUGCAGUGCUGGCGCGGGUCGGACCGGGUGUUUCAUUGUCAUCGACAUCAUGCUGGACAUGGCGGAGAGAGAGGGCGUGGUUGACAUUUACAACUGUGUGAGAGAGCUGAGGGCCAGGAGAGUCAACAUGGUCCAGACCGAGGAGCAGUAUGUUUUCAUUCAUGACGCCAUCCUGGAGGCGUGUCUUUGUGGCGACACAGCAAUUCCAGCCAAUCAGCUUCGGUCUGUUUACUAUGAGAUGAAUCGAUUGGAUCCACAGACCAACUCAUGUCAGAUCAAAGAGGAGUUUAGGACUUUGAACAUGGUGACUCCGACGCUCCGUGUAGAGGACUGUAGUAUUGCUCUUCUCCCUCGGAACCACGAGAAGAACCGUGUGAUGGACGUCCUACCUCCAGACCGCUGCCUCCCGUUCCUCAUCAGCCUGGACGGGGAGAGCUCCAACUACAUCAACGCUGCACUCAUGGACAGCUAUAAGCAGCCGUCUGCGUUCAUUGUGACACAGCACCCGCUCCCAAACACAGUUAAGGACUUCUGGAGACUAGUGCUGGACUACCAUUGUACGUCUAUAGUGAUGCUAAACGAUGUGGAUCCGGCUCAGCUGUGUCCUCAGUACUGGCCCGAAGAUGGCGUGGCUCGGCUCGGCUCUCUUCAGGUGGAGUUUGUUUCUGCAGAUUUGGAGGAGGAUGUCAUCAGUCGCCUCUUCAGGAUCUACAACACGGCACGGCCUCAGGACGGGUUCCGGAUGGUGCAGCAGUUCCAGUUCUUGGGCUGGCCCGUGUACAGAGACACGCCCUCCUCCAAACGCUCCUUUCUCAAGCUAGCUGCGCUCGUCGACAAGUGGCAGGACGAGUAUGACGGAGGAGAGGGGCGGACUGUAGUACACUGUCUUAAUGGCGGUGGGCGCAGUGGAGUGUUCUGCUGUGUCAGUAUUCUGUGUGAGAUGUUGAGACGACAGAGAAGUGUGGACGUGUUCCACGCCACCAAGACUCUGAGGAACAACAAGCCCAACAUGGUGGAGCUACUGGAGCAGUACAAGUUCUGUUAUGAAGUCGCUCUGGAGUAUUUGAAUUCAGCCUGAGACUACUCCACAAGAGGAGACAUGGAGAAAGGAAAGGAGAGGAGGAGAUGAAGAGGGCGGAGGGGAGACAAGAAGAUGAGGAGACACUACUGACAAAAGGAAGAGAAUCACUGAGUGUUCAUGAAGCCAUGCACUUCUCCCAAAUAAACCAGGACAAACCUGGACUAAACCAGGAAUAAAACAAGUCUAAACCUGGACUAAACCAGGAUUAAACCAGGACUAAACCAGGACUAAACCAGGACUAAACCAGGACUAAACCAGGACUAAGCCAGGAAUAAACCAGGAAUAAAACAAGUCUAAACCUGGGCUAAACCAGGACUAAACCAGGAUUUAACCGGGACUAAACCAGGAUUAAACCAGGAAUAAACCAGGACUAAACCAGGAAUAAAACAAGUCUAAACCUGGGCUAAACCAGGACUAAACCAGGACUAAACCAGGACUAAACCAGGAUUUAACCGGGACUAAACCAGGACUAAACCAAGUCUAAACAAAGAUUAAACCAGGUCUAAACCAGGUCUAAACCAGGUCUAAACCUGGAGUAAACCUGGACUAAACUAGGUCCUGUUUUAUUUGUAGAGUUGUUUGGUUUAUUUUUUUAUUUUCUUGCACUGCUCUUGUUGUUCUGUUGUUCUGAUGUAAAUGUGUACAUAUGACAGCACCCCCUGCUGUCGCUCACUGUCCUUCAUGUUUUUGUAUUUGAAGUAUUUAAAGUAUUUGAAGUAUUUCAAACGGAGCUGGAGUCCUCACGUCGCCUCAUGUUUAAAGCUUUUAUAUCAGUUUAUUUCAAUGUUGUCUUUUUUUUUUUUUGGACUGAAGCAAACACUGUAAAAACACUCACAGCAUGAUGUGUUUAAAAUGUUUAAAUCUGUUUUUGUGUCAAAUGGACCAAACCAUGUGCUAGAUUUGAUCAUGUGUCUUCUCUUUGGCCUGAAACACAAACUCCAAAUGCCUGAAUCCACAAAAAAGUGUGUUUUUAUUUGAACAUGUGUUAAACCACUGAAAAGUCUUUUUGGAACUAGAAUUUUAAAACGUCUCAAUUUGAAGAUUUGUUUCAAUUUUAAAUCCUUGUUUUGAAUUUUUCAUCAGAAUGUUAUGUCCAUAAUCUGUUUUGUUUUAAAGCUCCUGUUUCCUGCAUUUGGGUUUUAAACAACUUUUGAACUCUGCAGAUUUCCUCCAGUAGCUCCUAUAGUAAAGUGUUUCCUGAGACUGACCCUAAACCCCCUGGGUCUCAUCUUAAAGAGGGGCUGUUCUACCACUUUAUGCAGCUUUCUACCAUGUUCUCUCAUCAAAAACCUGCCUGAAGAGGUUUUAGAUGUCAUCCAUGCAUGUUUGAGUAUUUUAGUGAUCUCUCCCAGGCCCUAUUUGAACUCUCCUUAUGUUUAGGUGUAAGCUUCUGUGCAGUGCUCCACCCACGAGCCUACGUCACCCAUCCUCCCACAUGACAACUCUCCAUGAACAUACAAAAACAUGAUACAAAACUGUACACUACAACUUGACAAACCUGAUGUUAGUUUCAUUAGUGGGAUGCACAAUGACUGUGUUGUGAUAGUGUUCUGAAGGGGGAGUGACUUAGCAAAGGGGUAGGGGACUCAGAAUUGUCAGAAAUGAAAGUGAAACUGUCUUGUUUUCAGCGAAUAUAGCUUCUCUAUAGCUCUAAACCCUAACCUUUUAUUUCCUCAUGGGACCUGUUUCGUUCAGUGGUUUAAACCGGCUUGCAGGACCGGAGGUGUUUGAUUUCUGGUGUUUUAAAUGUCCGUGUAUUUGGCGGCGCUCACAGCUGAUUGGCUGCUGCUGCGUCACAUGACCUGUGCAUACUGUACAUAUGACCACAGAGUAUUUAUUCCUGAUGCAUUCUGGGAGGUGUAGUUUUCCUUGGUGUCGUGUUUGAGGACAAUCUGCUGCUCACUGUAAAAAUUAUUAUUUAAAAUGUCAAUAAACUGAAAA